AUGGAGAAGGAAAGCCCCUUCUAUGCCCGUAAUGACUCUAGUGGUGCUUUCCAAGUCUGUGUCAAGAUUGAGAGAACUGUGGGUUCUUUUGGUGUGUGGGCUGGGGAUAAUCCAUUCCAAUUUAUGGUUCCUGUCACAUUGUGCCAAAUCAUUGUAACCGUAUUAGUCUCUCAAGUCAUUUACUAUCUCCUCAGGCCUAUAAAAACCCCCAAAUUCAUCUGCUACGUCAUGGGUGGCACUCUCCUGGGACCGACAGGUUUAGGGCGCAUCAGAAACGGUGCUUUAAUGGAUAUUCUGUUUCCGCUAAAACAAGCCUCGUUUUUAGUCUCAAUGUCCAAAAUAGGCGCUAUAUAUUUUGUCUUCAUCAUUACACUGAGAAUGGAUCUAAAAAUGAACUUAAAAGCAGCCAAACGUUGUUGGCGAUUUGGUGUAAUUCCCUUCUUCUGUUCUUAUUUCGUUACAGUAUUCCUCUUGAGUCUGUAUAAGCCCAAGGGUCAUAGCUCUGGCGAUGAUGCGUAUUACAUCCCCAACGUCUUCACUAUAAGUAGUUUCGCUGUCGUUUGUUCAGCAUUGACAGAACUCAACCUUUUAACUACGGAACUGGGGCAGAUUGCUUUAUCUUCAGCCAUGGUCAACGAAAUAAUGCAAUGGACAAUGAUAGGACUCGAGUUAAGCCCACCGAAGAAUUUAAUAUAUUCAUUUGUAUAUUUGAGUCUUUGCGGCUUAUUUGUUUUGAUAUGUGUUUUCAUUGUGAGACCAGUGAUGAAGAUUAUUGUUGAGAGAACACCAAUGGGGAAACCAAUCAAAGAAAUUUACGUUAUCAUGAUACUUCUUGGUGUCCCUAUUAUGUCGGCUCUUAGUGACAUGAUUGGCUUGCAUUUCAUUAUAGGACCUACCCUUUAUGGUUUGGUUAUGCCGAAUGGACCCCCUUUGGCAUCAACAAUUCUAGAGAGAAGUGAAGUUAUCAUCUCAGAAUUUCUUAUGCCUUUCUUCUACUUAUAUAUUGGCUUAAACACAGAUUUAUCUGAGAUUCAUAAGCAUAAGCAUUGGAAGGUGGCUCUAAUAUUUCAAGGUAUCUUGUUUGUGGGAUUCUUGGUAAAGGUGCUUGCAUGUGUGCUGCUUGCUCCAACAUCUAAUAUUAGGCUCAAACAUGGCUUGGUGCUUGGGCUCAUGUUGAGCGUCAGGGGCAUAGUCGAACUUAUGUUUUUUGCUAGAAUCAAGAAGUUCGGGAUUAUUGAUACAGAGGUAUUCAGUCAAAUGGUGCUCUAUGUCGUGUUUAUUACCAUGAUUUGUAUAGCCUUGAUCGACUCCUUGUAUAAGCAUCAUCCUCGUAUGUUGAAAACAAAAAGCAUACAUGAAGUGCGGGUGAGAAUGAUCCAAAACUCCCCUGAAACCUCAGAGUUUAAUAUUGUUUCUUGUGUACACAAUGAUGGAAAUGUGCAUAGCAUGAUUGCACUGCUUGAGGCAUGCAACCCAACACUAACAAGCCCCAUAAAUGUCUACGUGAUUCUACUCAUUGAGCUCUUGGGAAAAAGUACACCUAUUCUUCUUCCUAUGAAAAAGAGGAACAGAAAAUCCUUCUCUGCCAAUUACCCUAACACCAAUCACAUUUUGCGUGCCUUUGAGAACUAUUCCAACAACUCCAAUGGUCCAGUCACCAUUAUUCCAUAUGUUAAUGUGGCUCCUUACAAUAUCAUGCAUGAUGCUACUUGUGACCUCGCUGAAGAUAAGUCAGUGCGUUUGCUUAUUAUCCCAUUUCACGAAAAUGAUGAAACUCUCGGUAGCCACAUUGUUACCUCAAUUCGUGACCUCAACACUAGCUUUCAAGCUCGUGCAAGGUGCACUGUGGGGAUACUCGUGGAUAGAGAUUCGAGACUAAGUAUGAGUAGUUCCAAGUUGUGUUUUCAUCUGGGUAUCUUCUUCAUGGGUGGACAAGACGACAGAGAAGCAUUGGCAUUGGCAAUUCGAAUGUUGGAGCGACCGAAUAUGAGAGUCACCUUAUUGAGAUUUGUCUUAAAUAAUAACAACAAAAAUUCAGGUGGGGCUGUUAAGUUUAAAGGAAAUGAACAAGAGGAAAAGUUAGAGAGCAACAUGGACGAGAGUUUAAUAGAUGAAUUCAAGGCCAAGAAAAUUAAUAACGAUAAUGUUUUUUGCCAAGAGGAUGUGGUGGGAGAUUGCAUACAGGUUUUCAACGCUAUUCGGGGUUCGGAGAACGACUAUGACCUUGUGCUGGUGGGCAAGCGACAUAACAUUGGGGAUGUGACAGAUGAAGAAAUGUCAACUUUCAUGGACAAUGCGGUUCAGUUGGGAAUUUUUGGAGAUUUUUUGGCGUCCACCGAGUUUUGUGAUGGGAAAGUUCCUGUAUUGGUGAUGCAAUGCCCACCUUAUAUAUAUUUAGACUUCUAG
Molecule: messenger RNA, 2406 nt
Organism: Gastrolobium bilobum
Lineage: Eukaryota; Viridiplantae; Streptophyta; Magnoliopsida; Fabales; Fabaceae
Product: cation/H(+) antiporter 15-like
Exons: 3
Coding region: 1-2406 (801 amino acids)
Biological process (GO): regulation of pH; proton transmembrane transport
Cellular component (GO): membrane; endomembrane system
Molecular function (GO): antiporter activity
Source: RefSeq, a predicted model, not a curated record